Molecule: messenger RNA, 814 nt
Organism: Oncorhynchus gorbuscha (pink salmon)
Lineage: Eukaryota; Metazoa; Chordata; Actinopteri; Salmoniformes; Salmonidae
Product: caskin-1-like
Exons: 9
Coding region: 41-814 (257 amino acids)
Molecular function (GO): protein binding
Source: RefSeq, a predicted model, not a curated record
CAGAGAGAUCAAACAGCUGCUGAGAGAUGCGUCAGCUGCGAUGCAGGUCAGAGCUCUGACAGAGUACUGCAACAACUACGACCUGACGAGCCUCAACAUCAAGACUGGAGACAUCAUCACGGUUCUGGAGCAGCAUUCUGACGGCCGGUGGAAGGGUUGUAUCCAUGACAACCGGACAGGAAAUGACCGCGUCGGCUACUUCCCCUCCAGCAUGGUGGAGGUGAUCAGCAAGAGGCCAGGUUCUCGGGGCUCUGAGUCCAGUCCCCACGGCUCUCCCACACUUGGCCAGCAGGGCGGCUCCAGCGAGGAUGUCUGGGUUCUCCGGAAGCCCCUCGCAGGUGGUGACCGUAGCAGCAGUGUGGGUAGUCUGGGUAGCGUUCGUUCCCUCGGCAGCGUCCAGAGUUCUGGAAAUACACAACACGCCCUGAAUACGCCUCCUCCGCCUGCCACAGCACACGCUACUAACACGCCAGCUAGCAGCCUGAACACACAUGGCCUCAACGCUCCCGGGCUCCACGCGCAGUCGGAGGGAGUCAAGCUCCUAGCCACAGUGAUGUCCCAGUCAAUAAAGGCAAAGGAGCAUCUGUUGGAGCAGUCCAAGUCUGUGGAGCAGGCAGCAGCUGCUGCUAAGAGUCCAUCUGGUUGUCCUCCUCAAGAACAGCGCUCCUUUGAUCGCAAAGCAGAGGCAGAUGUGAAGAGUGAGGCAGUAGUGACCUGGUUGACUGAGUGUCAGCUGCAGUUCUACACCACUCACCUCCUCACCGCUGGCUAUGACCUAGACACCAUAGGCCACAUGACCCCGAGUGAGGUGUGA